This is a messenger RNA of Mastomys coucha (southern multimammate mouse), 1080 nucleotides long. RefSeq names its product endothelial cell surface expressed chemotaxis and apoptosis regulator (gene Ecscr). Gene Ontology annotation, biological process: positive regulation of proteasomal protein catabolic process; negative regulation of angiogenesis; positive regulation of endothelial cell apoptotic process. Gene Ontology annotation, cellular component: plasma membrane; cytosol. The record is from RefSeq and is a predicted model, not a curated record. NCBI's taxonomy places the organism in Eukaryota, Metazoa, Chordata, Mammalia, Rodentia, Muridae.
AUGGACAGAGAAUACGAGGAGCCUGCUACACACCCAGCUGAUCUGGGAACCAGCGGAGCCAUGAGGCUGGGUUCGGCAAUCCUUGGUUUACUCCUGCUCCAAGGCUACAGCUCUCAACCUAUGACAACUCAGACCUCACAGGGAGACAGAUCUUCCUCAGAGCCUGGCAGCCUUCGGCUGAACACCGUUACCCCAGAAAUUCUACAGAAGUCAUCUCAGGCCUCCUGGGUAUCCAGUCAUUCUGUGACGCCAAGGUCAAGGACCAUGGAUAAACACUCCCUUUCCUUGCCAGACUUGAUGUCCUUCCAGCCACAGAAGCACACACUGGGACCUAGCACAGGAGCCCCAGAAAGCAGCAGCAGCAGCAGCAGAGGAGAAGCGUCUCGGGAUGCUAUGCCCAGUCCAGAAGCUACCAGCCUUUGGACAAAAAAGAUGACCAUCCCGCCUACCCCCACAUCACAGUCAGUGCUAACGGUGGCUGCCUUUGGUGUCAUCAGCUUCAUUGUCAUCCUGGUGGUUGUAGUGAUCGUCCUGGUCAGUGUGGUCAGUCUAAGAUUUAAGUGUCGGAAGAACAAGGAGUCUGAAGAUCCACAGAAACCAGGGAGUUCAGGGCUAUCUGAAAGCUGCUCAACAGCAAAUGGAGAGAAAGACAGCAUCACACUCAUCUCCAUGAAGAAUAUCAACAUGAACAACAGCAAAGGCUGCACCUCAGCAGAAAAGAUUCUUUAAAAGUGACCUGGAGUUGCCAUGGGUCCACGUGUGAUGCGGCUAUCCAGUGGCCAUGAGGAAGAAGAGAGGAGAUGAGACUGGUGAAGGCAGCAGACCACACAUAAAUUAUUUUAUUUCAUGCCAGCUCCCAGCUCUAAAGGAUACGAAGUUCCUCUAGAUCCAGAAGCAACCUACCACACGAGAGCCUCCUUCCCACUUGGAAGCCAUGCUAGACAUUCUGCCUGCUCUUCCUCUUCCUCCUGAUCCUCCUCCUCAGAAACUCAGAGAUGAGGAGUCAAUAGAGCAAGACUUAAGGAAGUGAUGAGGUGACUAUCCAUUCUACUCAAAUUAAAAUUAUUUUCUGGCCUGGAA